AUGUACUCGGCCAGACUUGCCCCCCGGCUAUUACGACCGGUGGGACGUCAGUUCACCCGGAACGUCGUCUACCAGCGGGCUAAAACUAACGGUGCUUCCACCACGUCGGCAGCGUCGUCGUCGCUGGCAGCAGCGGCGAAGCUGGCCGGUGGCAAUGGCGACGCGUCUGAACCUUCGGCCGCCACCCCGUCCACCACGUCCAACACCACUAAUGUGACUCCCGGGAACGGGUUACGGUUUAACGAUGAGCCGUUGAGCGGUUCUGGAGCGCUGGGCCACUCUCCCCAGUCGACUGAUUGGUCGGAAUCUUUCCACGGUUUGGGGUCGAAACCGUUUGACCGCGAAACUAUCGAUAUCCUCUUGGCUCCCAUAAGCGAUACCGAUAUUGAGAUCAAGCCUGACGGGUUGUUGUACCUCCCUGAAAUCAAAUACCGUCGUAUCCUCAAUAGAGCUUUUGGCCCCGGUGGCUGGGGUCUCGCUCCGAGAACGGAGUCGUUAAUUAUCGACAAACAGAUCUCGAGAGAGUAUGCCCUUAUUUGUGAAGGCCGUUUAGUGCUGAUUGCUCGUGGCGAACAGGACUUCUUUGGUGGUAACGAUAAGGUGACGACCGCGUUAGAAGGGUGCAAGCUGAAUGCACUUAUGCGGUGCUGCAAGGACUUGGGGAUUGCCCUGGAGUUGUGGGACCCUCAGUUCAUUCGAAAGUGGAAACAAAAGUACUGUGAAGAAGUAUUUGUCGAACACGUCGGCACCAAGAAGAAGAAGAAGAUCUGGAAGCUUAAGCUGACCAAGGGCGUCGAAUACCCCUACAAAGCGUUAUAA
Messenger RNA from Diutina rugosa, 819 nucleotides. RefSeq names its product Mgm101p (gene MGM101). Gene Ontology annotation, cellular component: mitochondrial nucleoid; mitochondrial chromosome. Gene Ontology annotation, biological process: interstrand cross-link repair; recombinational repair. Gene Ontology annotation, molecular function: single-stranded DNA binding. The record is from RefSeq and is a predicted model, not a curated record. Lineage: Eukaryota; Fungi; Ascomycota; Pichiomycetes; Serinales; Debaryomycetaceae. The coding region runs from base 1 to 819 and encodes 272 amino acids. The transcript has a single exon.